Molecule: messenger RNA, 546 nt
Organism: Coprinopsis cinerea okayama7#130
Lineage: Eukaryota; Fungi; Basidiomycota; Agaricomycetes; Agaricales; Psathyrellaceae
Exons: 4
Coding region: 19-504 (161 amino acids)
Biological process (GO): positive regulation of transcription initiation by RNA polymerase II
Molecular function (GO): transcription coactivator activity; DNA binding
Source: RefSeq, a predicted model, not a curated record
GUUCGACGCGUUACAGCAAUGGGAAAACGCAAGGCAGUAGAGAGCUCAGAAGAAGAGAGCGAAGCCCAGUCUACUGGAGAGUCUUCCGCUGAGGAGACCGUCCCCAAAGCCAAGAAGAUGUCCAAGGUCCAGACAAUAAAGAAACCAGCAAGCUCUCGCAAGAAAAGCAGUAAUGAUAGCGAUGAAGAAGAAGAGGCCCCCAAACCUUCCAAAAAGCCCAAGCGCGACGCGACAGAGAAGGGCGCAUCGUCGUCUGCAGGCCCAUCUUCCUCUGCAAAAAUCAAAACCAACAAACAGGGAGAGAAGUACAUCGACCUCGGCAAGAAAAAGUUCGCGACUGUCAGAACGUUCAAAGGCAAACCAUUACUUGACAUUCGCGAGUUCUGGGGUGACGACGAUGAUUUGAAACCCGGCAAGAAGGGAAUCAGUCUGAACCUUGAACAGUGGCAAGCACUUCGAGAAGGGAUCGACGACCUUGACCGACUCAUCAAAGAGGUCUCGUAAAAUACCACUGGCUCUGCUUUCGUCUUUCUUGUUCGUCAUUCU